Molecule: messenger RNA, 519 nt
Organism: Bursaphelenchus xylophilus (pine wood nematode)
Lineage: Eukaryota; Metazoa; Nematoda; Chromadorea; Rhabditida; Aphelenchoididae
Source: the annotation of a GenBank genome assembly
AUGGAACGCGACACCCAAUCCUCCAAACACGCGCAGAACGAAACGCGACAUCCUGCGAACGUGCAGUCCGCGUCCAAUGGGAAAACGAAUGGAAAAUGUGUCGCGGCCUGGAACGCGACCCCUGGCCAAAAAGGUGAGAUCGCGAUGACUGGGAUCGAAGGGCGGAGAACCCGAACCGACCAAGCGGACUGGCGACAGCUUCGACCAGACCUCGGUUUCCCGCCCAUCCCGCGACAAGACCCUCACCCCCUUCUGGAAAAACAGCCGCUUCCCAAUGAACGGUGCGGCGAAAGGGAAUGUGGAAAGAGAGAGAGAAGCCAAGGGCCGGCCCGCACGGUGCGACAAAAAACCCGGCCAAACGAGGGCACGACCGCACCGUGCGAGGAUCGAGUCCGGGCGCACCGUGCAAUGGACGGGGGUCCGAGUGUGAAAACAAGAAAAUGGGUCGGCCCGCGAAUGGAGGGGCUGUGUCGCGGGGAGAAGAAGAGAGAGUGCGUCAUUCGCCCCCGAAUCCAUUGA